Podospora pseudocomata is the source of this 1173-nucleotide messenger RNA. RefSeq lists its product as uncharacterized. NCBI's taxonomy places the organism in Eukaryota, Fungi, Ascomycota, Sordariomycetes, Sordariales, Podosporaceae. Bases 1 to 1173 code for a protein of 390 amino acids. The transcript is spliced from 2 exons. The record is from RefSeq and is a predicted model, not a curated record. Gene Ontology annotation, molecular function: protein binding.
AUGUCCCCACAUCCAGGCACCAAGCCAACAGCCCAGCCGACAACGUCACUCAUCUUACCCUGCAAUCCUUCUCAGUUCCAAAACACCACCAUGACAACACAAUCCACCACCACCCCUACCGCCCUCCAAAUCCCUGAAAUCCUCUCCCAAAUAUUCCUCCACCUCCCCCCUCUCGACCUCAUCACAAGCACCACCCGCGUCUCCCGCCUCUGGCACUCCCUCCUCGAAACCGACCCCCUCCUCCAGCGCCACCUCUUCUUCCUCCCCGACCCCGCCUGGACCACCUACCCGUCCUUCAUCCCCUCUCCACGAAAAAUCAACCCCUUCUUCAAGACUGUCUUUUCCCUGUUCUUUCACCCCGCCUUUCUGGGCGAGAUGGGUGUCUUUUACGCCGCUCGGGCUUCACAGCCUCAUUCGAAUGGCAACCCACAAGAGGGAAGGCUGGCGCAUUGGAGUGACGAAAAGAGAGAGAGGAUGCUGAGAAAGGGUGCGAGCUGGAGGAGGAUGGGCUGCUGGAUGGGGGUGCACACCAGGAUGGGUUUUAUGGAGAGGGAACCGUCCGGGGGGGUGGUCACUGUGCGGGAACAGGCUUAUUGCUUUGUGAAAAGGGACGAGGGGGGCGGGUAUGGGCAUGUCUUAACGAUGGGGGACUUUUACGACUGGAUUAUUGAGGCGUUGGGCACCGUUUCAAAAACGUUGAAGACGAGUGGCCAUAAUGAGGAUCUCAACAUGAUGGUGUGGGUUAUCAUCUGGGGGCAGAAGCUGGGCGGUGGAAGUUACGAGAAGGGUGUGGAGGCGUUUUCUCAAUGCCGAAGGGUUAUCUUGAGAAAUGGUGACAAGAUCUCGGAGGAUGAGCAGGAUGAGAUGACAAAAGAUGGUGCCGCAAACCGAGCGGAGAGGGAGGGACGUGAUGCGGAGCAUCUACAUCAAGAGCGCCAAGGUUUAGCUACGAUGAUGGACUGUUAUGUUGGGCUGGAAUGGCGAUUCCGGAUGCUUUACAUGCCACGACCAGACGCAGUGGAAAGCAGAGACAGUCGGGUGGAUAUCCGAAAGUUUAUGAGCGCUGAUGGACGUGAUGGCUUCCGGACGGUGAACGCACUCGUUCCAGGCCUGGGUCGUUAUCACUCCGCAUGGGUUGGGGAACCCUCGAUUGGCCAUCUAUUGGUGGGCUAA